GCUAUUUUCUCACUAUUAUAUCAUGAGUAUCUGGAACAGGGCCUGGCACAUAGAAAUAACUCAAACACACGUGAAUGAAGAAGUCAGUUGAACAAGGGAGAGGGCCACAUAUUGAGCUGAUGGCACAGAUGUGCAAUCUGACCUCUCUCCUCUCUUGUGUUGGUCUUUCAGUUGUGGUCGCCAGGACCCCCCCAGAGCCAAGACCUUCUCCAGAAGGUGACCCUUCCCCCCCACCACCACCGAUGUCAGCCGUGGUCCCUGACACUCCCCCGGACACCCCACCUGCCAUGAAGAAUGCCACUAGCUCUAAGCAGCUCCCACUGGAACCAGAGAGCCUCUCAGGGCAGGUCGGGCCUAGGCCAGCCCCCGUGCAGGAAGAGUCCCCUUCCUCUGAAGCAAAGAGCAGAGGACCCACCCCACCAGCCACGGGCCCACGGGAUGCCAGACCUCCUCGAAGGAGCAGCCAGCCAUCUCCAACAGCAGUGCCAGCCUCUGACAGCCCUCCCACCAAGCAAGAGGUGAAGAAGGCAGGAGAGAGACACAAGCUGGCAAAGGAGCGGCGAGAAGAGCGGGCCAAGUACCUGGCGGCCAAGAAGGCAGUGUGGCUGGAGAAGGAGGAGAAGGCCAAGGCGCUGCGGGAGAAGCAGCUCCAGGAGCGCCGGCGCCGGCUGGAGGAGCAACGUCUUAAAGCCGAGCAACGUCGUGCAGCCCUGGAGGAACGGCAGCGGCAGAAGCUCGAGAAAAACAAGGAGCGCUAUGAAGCAGCCAUCCAACGGUCAGUGAAGAAGACGUGGGCUGAAAUCCGGCAGCAGCGCUGGUCCUGGGCAGGGGCCCUGCACCACAGCUCUCCAGGACAUAAGACCAGUGGGAGCAGGUGCUCCGUGUCGGCAGUUAACCUGCCCAAACACGUGGACUCUAUAAUCAACAAGCGGCUCUCAAAGUCCUCUGCCACGCUCUGGAACUCCCCCAGUAGAAAUCGCAGCCUGCAGCUGAGCGCAUGGGAGAGCAGCAUCGUGGAUCGUCUGAUGACGCCCACCCUCUCCUUCCUUGCUCGGAGUCGCAGCGCGGUCACACUGCCCCGCAACGGCCGGGACCAGGGUAGGGGCUGCGACCCUGGGAGAGCGGAGGCCUCGCCGGUGAGUGGCUCGACUGAUUCGAGCGGCCGCGCAGGUGGGACAGGCAGCCUGGAACUGGGGAACGCGGGCGCUGCUGACCUCUACUCUCCUCUUCCGUUCCUUCUUCCCUGCCAGGUGCAGAAAAAGGAGAAGAAGGACAAGGAGCGGGAAAACGAGAAGGAGAAGAGUGCCCUAGCCCGGGAGCGCAGCCUCAAGAAGCGCCAGUCGCUGCCCGCCUCACCGCGCACCCGCCUCUCCGCCAGCGCCGCCUCAGAGCUCAGCCCCAAAUCCAAGGCCCGGCCAUCCUCUCCCUCCACAUCCUGGCACAGACCUGCCUCCCCCUGCCCCAGCCCAGGGCCAGGCCACACUCUGCCUCCAAAGCCACCGUCCCCGCGAGGCACCACUGCAUCCCCCAAAGGGCGGGUUCGGAGGAAGGAGGAGGCAAAGGAGAGCCCCAGCGCCGCAGGGCCCGAGGACAAGAGCCAGAGCAAGUUCAGGGCCAGUGACGAGAAGGAGCCAGCAGCCCCAGCCUCACCGGCACCUUCUCCGGCGCCCUCGCCCACCCCAUCCCCGCCCCAGAAGGAGCAGCCCCCCGCGGAGACCCCUGCAGACGCUGCUGUCUUGACCUCACCCCCAGCCCCUGCUCCCCCGGUGACCCCUAGCAAACCAAUGGCCGGCACCACAGACCGAGAAGAAGCCACUCGGCUCCUGGCUGAGAAGCGGCGCCAGGCCCGGGAGCAGCGGGAGCGCGAGGAGCAGGAGCGGAGGCUGCAGGCAGAAAGAGACAAGCGAAUGCGAGAGGAGCAGCUGGCACGGGAGGCCGAGGCCCGGGCGGAGCGGGAGACGGAGGCCCGGAGGCGGGAGGAGCAGGAGGCACGAGAGAAGGCGCAGGCCGAGCAGGAGGAGCAGGAGCGGCUGCAGAAGCAGAAAGAGGAGGCCGAAGCUCGGUCGCGGGAAGAGGCGGAGCGGCAGCGUCUGGAGCGGGAAAAGCACUUCCAGCAGCAGGAGCAGGAGCGGCAAGAGCGCAGAAAGCGUCUGGAGGAGAUCAUGAAGAGGACUCGGAAGUCAGAAGUUGCUGAAACCAAGAAGCAGGACAGCAAGGAGGCCAACGCCAACGGUUCCAGCCCAGAACCUGUGAAAGCUGUGGAGGCUCGGCCCCCAGGGCUGCAGAAGGAGGCUGUGCAGAAAGAGGAGCCCACCCCACAGGAGCCUCAGUGGAGUCUCCCAAGCAAGGAGUUGCCAGGGUCCCUGGUGAAUGGCCUGCAGCCUCUCCCAGCACACCAGGAGAAUGGCUUCUCCCCCAAGGGACCCUCUGGGGACAAGAGUCUGAGCCGAACACCAGAGGCACUCCUGCCCUUUGCAGAGGCAGAAGCCUUCCUCAAGAAAGCUGUGGUGCAGUCUCCGCAGGUCACAGAAGUCCUUUAAGAGGGUUUGCCUUGGAUCCGGGCACAGCUGUGAGGGCUCCUCUGCAUCACCUACCAGGAUGUCUGGAGGAGAAAAAGACAGAGCAAAGAUGGAAGUGGCCUGGGCCCCUGGGGGUGGGUCCUCUCUGUUGUUUUUAAUCUGCACCUUAUAGACUGAUGUCUCUUUGGCUGGAGCCAGAUCGGCCCCUCAGUGCAUUUGUGUGCUCGCACGCGCAGACAUCCCCUCUCCCCCAUACACACACAUACACUCACAGCCUCUCUGGCCUCUUCCCUUGGGGAGGGGCCACCUGUAGUAUUUGCCUUGGUUUGGUGGGGUACAGUGGAUGUGAAUACUGUAAAUAGCUUGUGCUCAGACUCCUCUGCGUGGAGAGGGUGGGUGCAGGAGGCAGACCCUCCCCGCAAAGCCCCCUGGGGAGAUCUUCCUCUCUCUAUUUAACUAUAACUGAGGGGGAUCCCAGGUCUGGGGAUGGGGGACACCUUGGGCCACAGGAUACUGGUUGCUUCAGGGGUACCCAUGCCCCCUGCCCUUGCCUGGAAUCAGUGUUACUGCAUCUGAUUAAAUGUCUCCAGAAAUAAAGUGAGAAUAAUUCUGCCAA
Molecule: messenger RNA, 3135 nt
Organism: Mandrillus leucophaeus (drill)
Lineage: Eukaryota; Metazoa; Chordata; Mammalia; Primates; Cercopithecidae
Gene: MAP7D1
Product: MAP7 domain containing 1
Exons: 16
Coding region: 75-2540 (821 amino acids)
Biological process (GO): microtubule cytoskeleton organization
Cellular component (GO): microtubule cytoskeleton
Source: RefSeq, a predicted model, not a curated record